This is a messenger RNA of Zingiber officinale, 1804 nucleotides long. Its product is annotated as protein EARLY-RESPONSIVE TO DEHYDRATION 7, chloroplastic-like. Gene Ontology annotation, cellular component: plasma membrane. Lineage: Eukaryota; Viridiplantae; Streptophyta; Magnoliopsida; Zingiberales; Zingiberaceae. The transcript is spliced from 4 exons. The record is from RefSeq and is a predicted model, not a curated record. Bases 247 to 1623 code for a protein of 458 amino acids.
ACAAAAGCGAAGUCGCCGACUCCUGCGUUGUGGCUUCAGCGUCUAAAUCGCCGCUCGAGAGUCGAGACAUUCAAACAAAAGCCCGUUCCGUACCAUCCCUCUCCUUCCCCAUCUCGCUCUCCUUCCUUCCUCCACCUCCACGGCUCCACCAUAAGACGCAACGCGUCACCUUCCUUCCCCUCUUUUCUUCGCUCCAAAGUCUCCGGCGGUAUUUAUUUAUUGCCACCUUACCGAAACGCCAAAGCAAUGGAUUCCCGGAAGCCCUCGCUUUACCCUCAACUCGUCGAAUCCGAUUCCCAACUCCACUCGCCUUCCUCCUCCAAGCCCUACCUUCCCACUCCCACCCCUCCCCCCUCCGCCCCUCCCCUCUACCCUUCCGUCGACAUGGCCGAUCCCGUCGAGAAUCUCUUCCCUGACAUCGCCCGCGACGACAACGACAACGACAACAACAACCACGCCCCGCCUCCCGUCGAGGAAACCCUCAUUCGCAUCCCCGGCGCCAUUCUCCACCUCAUCGACCCCCAGCGGAGCGUCGAGCUUGGCGCCGGCGACUUCUCCCUCGUCCGCCUCCGCCAGGGAGAGAACACCCUCGCUGUCCUCGCCCGCGUCGGCGACGGUCUCGUCCAAUGGCCGCUCGCUCGCGAUGAGGCUGCCGUCAAACUCGACGAUGCCCACUACUUCUUCUCCCUCCACGUGCCGCCGACCUCCGUCGGCGAUCAAGAGGACGACGGCGGCAGUGAUCUCCUUAAUUAUGGCCUCACCUUCGCCUCUAAGGGGCAGGAGGGCCUCCUCAUGAAACUCGAUCGUCACCUCCAGGACUACAGCAGCUUUUCCGUGCAGAAGAUUGACGUUAAGGGAAAGGAUUUGCCUUCGGCGGAUGUGCUGGAUGGAUCGGUGACCAAGGCGGUGACGCCGGCCGAGGGGAUGGGGCCGAAAAAACAGAUGCUGGAGGAACGAUCGGCCGCGUACUGGACGACUCUCGCGCCGAACGUGGAGGAAUAUAGCAGCUCGGUCGCAAAGAUGAUCGCCAAGGGUUCCACGCAGCUCAUCAAGGGCAUCUUAUGGUGCGGGGACGUGACGGUGGAACGGCUCAAGCGGGGAGAGGAUCUUCUGAAGAGAAGAAUAGAACCAGGUUCAAAGCCCGUAGAGAUCAGCAAGGACGCCAUGAAGAGGAUGAAAAGGGUGAAGAGGGUCACAAAAAUGUCAGAGAAGGUAGCCACGGGAAUUCUAUCUGGAGUUGUGAAGGUUUCUGGUUUUUUCACAAGUUCUGUUGUGAAUUCAAAAGUAGGCAAGAAAUUCUUUGAAUUUUUGCCCGGGGAAAUCGUCCUUGCAUCUUUAGAUGGUUUUGGAAAAAUUUGUGAUGCUGUUGAAGUGGCUGGCAAGAAUGUCUUCCAAACAUCUUCAGUUGUAACAACUGGACUUGUGUCACACAGGUACGGCGAUCAAGCAGCUGAAAUUACACAUGAUGGCCUUGGUGCUGCAGGGCACGCAUUCGGUACAGCAUGGGCAGUCUUCAAGAUCCGGAAAGCACUUAAUCCUAAGAGCGCCAUGAAGCCAUCAACCCUGGCCAAGUCAGGCCUCAAGGCCGCCGCAAAAGAAGUGAAAGCGAGCAAAGGGAAAUGACAAUGGGCUAUUCCUAGUUUGUUUUAGUAGGAAGACACCCUGCAAUGGCACUUGGAGAUCUUACCUUUCUUGGUCAUGCUUUGAGUGGCUUGUUUUGUUCUUUUUUGAUCUUCUGUUUGGAUGUUUGAUGUAACUGAUCCGCAGAUGAAUAAUAACUACACAAACCUAUGUUUUUGGUUCA